Messenger RNA from Pundamilia nyererei, 6620 nucleotides. RefSeq names its product glutamate receptor, metabotropic 5b (gene grm5b). Gene Ontology annotation, biological process: G protein-coupled receptor signaling pathway. Gene Ontology annotation, cellular component: membrane. The transcript has 18 exons. The coding region runs from base 310 to 4068 and encodes 1252 amino acids. The record is from RefSeq and is a predicted model, not a curated record. Lineage: Eukaryota; Metazoa; Chordata; Actinopteri; Cichliformes; Cichlidae. Gene Ontology annotation, molecular function: G protein-coupled receptor activity.
CACAGUGCCCUGACGGACUCGUGAGGGAUGCUGUGUUUCUCUGGGAACAUACACCUGUCCCGCAAGCAAAGGUUGCACCGCUGCACCUAUACCAGCCAUUGCAGUGAUGGUCCCACCUUGAAAUCCAGACGGAGCAAAAACGAGUCAAAAGAAAGGAUCGUUCUGAGGUCUUCAGUUUUCGAAAACUCCUCUGUGCCAUAAGCUCAUGCCAUGGCCAGGAAAACAGUUUCUCGGAAAAGUAGUUCCCUGUGACGGAUCCACAAUACAAAGUUGAGGUCUGCUUCUUCUUAGUAACCCAAAAGGACCAAGAUGAUGUUUUGGCUGCUGCUAGUUCUGUCCAUUUGGCUGGGUCCCAAUCAAGCCGACUCUGCUCAGACCAAUGAACGGCGAGUUGUAGCACACAUGCCUGGUGACAUAAUCAUCGGAGCAUUGUUCUCUGUACAUCACCAGCCUACUGCUGAUAAGGUGCAUGAACGCAAAUGUGGUGCGGUGCGAGAGCAGUAUGGCAUCCAAAGGGUGGAGGCCAUGAUGCAUACACUGGACCGCAUUAAUGCUGACCCGCACAUCCUUCCCAACAUCAGCCUGGGCUGUGAGAUCAGGGACUCCUGCUGGCACUCGGCUGUGGCUCUGGAGCAGAGCAUCGAGUUCAUACGCGACUCGCUGGUCUCCUCUGAUGAGGCCGAGGAGUGGGGCGGCGGAACUUCUUGGGGAGGCGGAGGAGGGACGCUAAAGUGCUCAGACCCCUCUGCCACUCCAAUGCGGGGGAAGAAACCUAUUGUGGGUUUAAUUGGACCUGGCUCAAGCUCAGUGGCCAUCCAGGUCCAGAACCUGCUACAGCUAUUCAACAUACCACAGAUUGCCUACUCUGCCACCAGUAUGGACCUCAGCGAUAAGAGCCUUUACAAAUACUUUAUGCGGGUGGUGCCUUCAGAUGCCCAGCAGGCAAGAGCUAUGGUGGACAUUGUCAAGAGAUACAACUGGAGCUACGUGUCUGCAAUACACACAGAAGGGAACUAUGGUGAAAGUGGGAUGGGGGCGUUCAAGGACAUGGCAGCCAAGGAGGGCAUCUGUAUCGCCCACUCUGGGAAAAUCUGGAGCAAUGCCGGAGAGCAGAGCUUUGAUCGGCUGCUGGAGAGACUGAGGGCCCAUCUGCCUAAGGCUAGAGUAGUGGCAUGUUUCUGUGAAGGCAUGACUGUCCGAAAUAUCCUCAUGGCUAUGAGGCGCCAGGGACUGGUUGGAGAGUUUCUUCUCAUCGGCAGUGAUGGAUGGGCGGACAGGUAUGAUGUGACAGAUGGCUAUGUUAAGGAAGCGGCCGGCGGGAUUACCAUCAAGCUCCAGUCGGCUGACGUGAAAUGGUUUGAUGAAUACUACCUUAAACUUCGUCCUGAAAACAAUCACAGAAACCCUUGGUUUCCAGAGUUCUGGCAGCAUCGCUUUCAGUGUCGACUAAAAGGUCACACCCAGGAGAACAGCAAGUACAACCGCACCUGCAGCAAGCGAGAGUCACUUCGGCAGCAAUAUGCACAGGACACUAAGAUGGGAUUUGUCAUUAACGCCAUCUACUCAAUGGCAUAUGGCCUGCAUAACAUGCAACGGUCACUCUGCCCAGGUUACAAGGGCCUGUGCGAUGCCAUGCGACCCAUUGAUGGGGCUAGACUUCUGGACUUUUUGAUGAAAACCAACUUCACCGGUGUGUCAGGGGAAGGAAUCUUAUUUGAUGAAAACGGAGACUCACCCGGCAGGUAUGAAAUAAUGAACUUCAAAAAGAUGGGGAAGGACUACUAUGACUACAUAAACGUCGGCAGUUGGGACAACAGAGGCUUAAAAAUAGAUGAUGAUGAAAUCUGGCCCAGCAAAGAAAGCGUGAUCAAGUCAGUCUGCAGUGACCCCUGUGACAAAGGGCAGAUUAAGGUGAUCCGUAAAGGUGAAGUGAGUUGCUGCUGGACGUGCACCCCCUGCAAAGAAAAUGAAUUUGUGUUUGAUGAGUACACCUGCCAAGCCUGUGAGCUGGGCUCCUGGCCUAAUAAUGACCUCACAGGCUGUGACCCAAUACCAGUGGAAUACCUUCGAUGGGGAGACCCUGAACCCAUUGCUGCUGUGGUAUUUGCCUGCCUCGGUCUAAUGGCUACAUUUUUUGUCACUGCAGUCUUUAUUAGAUUCCGGGACACUCCAGUCGUGAAAUCUUCCAGUAGGGAACUGUGUUACAUAAUACUGGCAGGUAUCUGUUUGGGAUACCUGUGUACCUUUACCCUCAUAGCCAAACCCCACGUCAUCCAUUGCUACCUCCAGCGACUGGGAAUAGGCCUGUCACCUGCCAUGAGCUACUCUGCACUUGUCACCAAGACAAACCGCAUUGCUCGGAUCCUGGCAGGAAGCAAGAAGAAGAUCUGCACAAAGAAACCUCGCUUCAUGUCUGCCUGUGCUCAGCUUAUCAUUGCCUUCCUCCUCAUACUGCUACAGCUGGGCAUCAUUGUGGCUCUCUUCCUCAUGGAGCCCCCGGAGGUCAUCCACGACUAUCCCAGCAUCCGCCAGGUCAACCUCAUUUGCAACACCACGAACCUCGGCGUGGUUGCCCCGCUGGGAUACAACGGCCUGCUUAUCCUUAGCUGCACCUUUUAUGCCUUCAAGACCCGCAACGUCCCAGCUAAUUUCAAUGAGGCUAAGUACAUUGCCUUUACAAUGUACACCACCUGUAUUAUCUGGCUGGCAUUUGUACCCAUCUACUUUGGCUCUAACUACAAAAUUAUCACCAUGUGCUUCAGUGUCAGCCUGAGCGCCACUGUGGCUCUGUGCUGCAUGUUUGCACCCAAGGUGUACAUCAUUCUGGCUAAACCAGAGCGUAAUGUGCGUAGUGCCUUCACCACUAGCACGGUGGUGCGCAUGCAUGUGGGCGAUGGCAAAUCAUCCUCAGCUGCCAGCCGCUCCUCCAGUCUGGUUAACCUGUGGAAACGGAGAGGCUCCACUGGAGAGACACUCAGCUCCAAUGGUAAAUCAGUGUCGUGGGCACAGACAGAGCGCAGCAGUUCACGUGGAAACCACCUGUGGCAGCGUCUGUCAUUCCACAUCAAGAAGAAAGAGAACAAUCAGACUGCUGUUAUUAAGCCUUUCUCCAAAACCCCUGAGGAACAUUACUGCAGUGGGGCUGACCUGCCACCACAUGUCCCUCUGCCCUCACUCCCGUCCAUGUCCUCUCUCCCCACUCAUCCUGACAAUGUCACCGACAAGACCCUGUAUGAGCUCUCAGAAGCAGAGGAGCGCUACUCGAUCACAUACCGGCCACAGACGCCUUCACCGAUCAGCACAGUCAGCCAGAGAAUAGGAGCGAGUUCGGGAGAGGAGCCUCAGAUGGGCAGUAUUCCAAAGUAUCCGAGCAGCAUCUGCAGCGCCGGCAGCGGCAGCAGUUGCGGUCCUCCCAGCAGCGGCUCUAUUGUUACAGGGAGUGACGGUAGAUUGGUUAUUGUGGACGAUCGCCCAGGGGAGCCCCAGAGUUCACUGAUGGAUCAGAUCAGCUGUGUGGUUAACCGCUUCACUGCCAACAUAACGGAGCUCAACAGUAUGAUGCUCUCGUCCUCCCCAUCACACUCACACAUGCAGAAACACACACCUCCAUCUCCUCAUCCCGCCGACCCCUAUCUGUUACCCCGUGAACUCCAGAUGCCCCCGACCCUCACCACCUACGCUGAUGUCCAGCCGCUUCCUCCUGUUGAAUCAAGCUUUGGAGGCCGGGGUGGCUGUCCCAUUCACUCUAUGCCUCAUUCACCUUACCCCCUGCCACCCCCUCACUCCCAGGCCUCCCAGGCCUCCCCGUCCCGCUCCCCCAUGCGAGGGGGUCGGCUCACCUGCCUCACCGACUCCCCUCUGAGGAGGGCAGAGUUGGAGGAGGAGCUAAUCGCUUUGACUCCUCCGUCACCCUUCCGUGACUCUCUGGCUUCCAGCAGUGGCUCACCUGUCUCUGAGACAGGUCUUUGUCUCCCUCCAGUCCCGUCCCACCCUCCCCCCUCACCCCCUUCGCCCAGAUACACCAGACUGACACUCAGAAACUACAGCCAGAGUUCAUCCUCACUGUGAGGCAGAGAUGAAUCACAGAAAUGAAGAAAAGCACUCAAAAACAACACAGCUUGUAAACAGAAGAGAUAAUGGGUAGACAAAUCCAUUUGCCCGACAAAUGUAGGACAAGUUUGGUGAAGACACCAAACUGUGUUUGUGUUUACAUGUUUGCAGUGAGUUGCGAGUCUAAGAAACUUGCCCAUGUUGUAUUUUCUUGACGUUUCUCACGAAUGUGGAUGGAAAACUGCAAAAUUGGCCACUAUAACUUUGAAGUGUUUUGGCACCAGUAAGGCCAGGGAUCAUUUGUGAGGGUCUGAGGCUACUCAUCAUUGAAGUUAGGGUAGUGGCCUUAAGGUAACUUGGCUAUCAACUAAUUAGAGACUGUGGAUGUGUGUGUGUGUGUGUGUCUGUGCGUGUGUGCGGGGUAAUGUGAGUGUAUUUUUACUGUAUCUUAGUUAAUCAGAUGUGAUGGCAACAUGACAGCAAACAGUAUUGAUGAAUAAAGACUCCUUCAGCCUAUAAGAAUCGUCAGAGGCUAUCAAGGGCACAUACAUUGGCUCGUAGGCACAUUUACACAGGUGCACAUUGACAAACACAACUGUGGGCACACUGAUACAAAUACAAUGUAAGGGAAACACUGUAAAUAUGUAUGAGGUUACAGAUUUUUCUUUGAUUAUUAAAUCCAACACGCUUCUGACAAAGUGCAUUGCAUCAACAGUGUUAACAUAUACAGGCACUAUGUUAAGAACCACCUUUUCAUUUAUUCAGCUUCCCAAUCUAAGCGAUUUAUGUCCCUGGUCCCUUUCUGUCUCACGGCUUUCUUUUAUCCUGCGAUCAUUUCAGUAUUUUCUACUCUUCCAAUGAGUUUUCUUCAGAAGUUUGAAUGUAUGUUUUCUACAUGACUCCUGAAGCUGUUGGGACCAAACCUUUUGUAGCUUUCUGUGUGUGACUUGAGAAAGAGGACGACAGAGGGACUGAAAAGACCAGGCCUUGUUUUACCAUAAACAUCUUAGUCAUUAAAUGAGAUUCAGGUGGAUCAUUGGCAGACGUCUGAUCUCAAAGCUGAAUGUUGAUGUGUGACAUUUAACACUGCAUUUUGCGAGGCUUAGCUGGAUCCCAGUCAUGACAUUUUCUCUAUACAAUAUGUCAGCAAGACACAGUCGUCCUGUUUCAUCACAGACAGUGCUCUGAAUGCGUUUAAUUGAAAUCACGGCAAUCUAUAAUGUCAGUGGGUGCAAAUUGAUAGAUUCAAGCUGGGGAGCGUCCUCCUCAGCCACUAUGAGGUCCAUCGGUUGCUCAGGUGCUAUGAUUUUUAUUUUUUAUUUUUUAAACAAAGGUGGCAGAACAACCAAAGAUGUUCACAAAAAUUGAGCAUUAGGUAGAUUUUUUUAAAUGUUAGGUUUACUUAAUACACUCCUGCCACAUUACUGUUAGUCUCACAAGACCAUACUGGUUGACUGUUGAUGAUGACUGACAUCCAGUAUAGCCAAAUAAAAAUGUCAGUGAUGCAGAUCCAGGAAAACACAGACUUGAAAAUUACCCAGACCUCAAGUAGUAUUGACUUAAAGGAAUACUUCCUUAUUGUGGAAAAUUGGCUGCGGUUACAAGAGCAGGCAAUCGAUACCACUCUCAUGCUUUAUCUGUCAGGUAAAUGUAGGAAGUCUCUGUUAGUUGCCUGGCAACCGUGUGGUGAUGACAAUACUUCAGGAAGUCAUGGUUAAAUAGAAGCAAGAUGCAAAUGAUCCCCUACGAAAUAGCAAUGUGUUUUUGAGAUUUGACAUUUUAAUUAUUGAAUUAAGACCAAGACAAUAAGGCUAGUUGUUUCUUUACCGCCUGUAGCUUCAUGCCGUCAGUAUUCUCACUUCAGUAAGAAUUUAAGUCCAUUGGUUUAGUCUUUAGAGUCUGGCUUCGUGCCAUAUAUCCUAGACUGAGGAAAAUGUGAGUGAACUCAAAGUGUUUGGCAACAGUAGUUCAUAUAUUUGUAGGAGAUUAGAUUUGGCUUUUUAAGAUUUUGGGUAUGCCUUUAAAUAGAGUGUUCUUAUAUAUGUGCCAACGCCUGUACCUGGAGGAAAAAUGUGCCACUGAAUAUAUUUACUAAGAUGCUUUUGAGAAACAAGGCCUUGGCUUUGUUUCAGCUCCUUCAACCGAGAAAAUCAGUUGUUGCAAAGCAAAGCAAAAAACACAAAUACGAAAAAAAAUUAAAACCAGGAGGUUUUCAUACACAACACGAGCAGUUUUUUAAAUACAUUUUAUCUUCAUGUGGCGUGUAUACAGUGUGCACAUACCAUUAAAGCGAUUACUAAUUGGACCGUUGAUAAACACAACACACCAAAAAUCAGUGCUGCAUUGUUGUCCAUCAUGAUAGUCCACAGUCUGGUUCCUCCUUUUUGAGUUUACUUACGAAUUUGUGCUCUACAGUAGCCAGCAAGAACAAACUCAGACAAAAUGACUCUGUAAAUACUAAGGGCAUGCAAUGACAGUUCUGUUUUGUUUCAGAUGAAAGUACGUUUAUUUACAUAUCAGCAAAUGUUAAAAAAAGAAAAAGAAAAAAGAUCUUUUUGAGCUAUCUUAUA